UGAAAUCAAAUUCUGAUCAACUCUCAUAAGGUCCACUGGAACAUUGCUCAAUCUAACAGUACAACUACACUGACAGUAAAGGUCAUUCCACGUUUACUGUAGGAAACCAGAUUUGCAUAUACUGCAUUCCUUUAGUUGAUAAGGGGAAGAAAUAUGAUUGUUCUCCAUGAGAUAGGUGAUAACAAAAUCCAGCUUUCUUUGAACUUUUCUCAUGACAUUAGGAUUCAGUUAAGUGGAGGACAGAGAACAUGCUGCAGUGGGAACUGAAGUCAGCUUUUAAACACUGCAUUGAUACGAUUAUAUUAAAUAAUGGAAUAAAAAAAGGAUAUUAAAGUUGUUGGUGUUGUUGUUUCAGCAUAUAUAUAGUAUUUUAAGUGGUGUGCACCUGUCACCCCCAUCAGAGACUACAGUUCAGCUCGAUCACUGUCCUUAAAUGCUGCCCUGUACAAUCAGGGAGAAAAAAUCCAGACAAGAAUUUCACAGGGUUAUCUUUGUCCUCAAGGCCAAAGGAAAGGGAACAAUGCCAUAACGACAUCAUGAGACAAAGGGUGUAGAAAGAGCUGGGCAGAAUAGUGUUGAGUGAUCCUUUAAAGUCUCUGACCUUAGCUCUCACUCAGCAACAGCUGCAAGUCUUUAUUGUUGCAGCAGAGACUUUUCAAACCCCCUUGCAUGCCUGAACUUAGCUGAACUUUAGCUUUUUGAUUAAGAAUCUUAACGUGACCAACAAAUCAGGGCUGUUAUCAAACCAAAGUGUUUGGGGAACAAAUUAGUCUACUUAAAUCCUUAAUCUUGCUCAACUAUCAUCCUUUAUUUCAGGACUGAGAACGAUGCCAUGUGGAGGACAUGAAGAUUAGACAUCCAGUCGUCUCUAACCCUCCUAUGCUUAUUAUCUUUUUACAGACAUAAAACAUCAAAUGUACUGUUUUGAUUACUCUUUAAUCUGGUUGUUGUGUUUAGCUGCUACUACAAUUUUCUUUUUAAUUUAUAUAAAUACAACUAGACCCAAAUAAUGAAACUCAAACUGACCAGUUGUAACUGAGUCACACUACUAGCUAGUAGGAAAUUCUAUAAACUGAGCUGUUAGGAUAUAUACAAAUAAAAUAAUAGUCACUUGAUAUGAAGCCUGUCCCUGAUCUCCACCUCUUGCCCUCCCCUUUCUAUUUACCAAGUACUGUCCUCGCCUUGUUUGUCACAAGGUGAAGGCAACAAAUAGCCGCAGUACAUCCUGCCCAAUUAGAAGAAAGCUUUUUAAAUCUGAAACCUUUCUCCAAAAAUUCAUCCCAUAUUUGGUGGAAUAACAGCCUUUAUUAAUGGGGAGAGGACUGCUGUCAACAACAGGACUCUUCACUUCACUUGAUAAGAGGUUGACAGUCAAAGGUAAGUAACAGUUAUAUACGUGGUAUGGGAUAGACAUGUCAUGCAAUUGGAUAUUUAAAAGUGAUGUCCUGACACAUCACGCUUUCGUGAUAAACAUGUGUCUCUUCUUGGCUGGUGGUAUCAAAUGGAAUGUGACUAAUAAUGUAUAUAUUUUUUUUAUAUUUUCCCUUGUCAUUUGGUCUGCACAGCAAGGUUCUGAUUGACCCUGGUCCAACCCACACUAGGUUAAAACCUUUGUCAUUCCAGUUAAAAAGUCCCUAACUCAGUCUGGACUUAAAUGUUGUGUGUUUAUUUCAAGUUGUUGAUAUUAAAAUUUUCACAUACAAUUAAGAGGACAAGGUCUUUAAAAGUUAAAGUGGGGCAUUCUCCUUAGGACAGGGUUGUUGUAUGCAAUAUGUAGACAAAUCAUUCAACAACCCUUUUCAAUCAUAGUGGGAUAUCAACUAUUUGCCUUGUAACUGUACCUGUACACCAGUGGCAAUGUAUGCUAUCUUUUGUGCCCUAUACUGAUGUUCCAUCCUUGAUUUGAAUAUAUGUUCAUAAUUUGUCAAGGUUGAAAAAUGGGUGACGCUGCCAUGGCAGAGUUUGGGCCCGCGGCUCCAUAUCUACGGAAGUCAGAUAAAGAGCGUCUGGAGGCCCAGACUCGUCCAUUUGACAUGAAGAAAGAAUGCUUUGUCCCCGACCCUGCGGUCGAGUACGUUAAGGCUUCCAUCACCAGUCGUGACGGUGACAAAGUCACUGCUGAGACGGAGUUUGGAAAGACUGUGACAGUGAAGGAGUGUGAUGUACACCCUCAGAAUCCACCAAAGUUUGAUAAAAUUGAAGACAUGGCCAUGUUCACCUUCCUCCAUGAACCAGCUGUGCUGUUUAACCUCAAAGAGCGUUACGCAGCAUGGAUGAUUUAUACCUACUCUGGGCUGUUCUGUGUGACUGUAAAUCCCUACAAGUGGCUGCCAGUCUACAACCAAGAGGUAGUAGUUGCCUACAGAGGAAAGAAGAGGAGUGAAGCUCCUCCUCACAUCUUCUCCAUCUCUGAUAAUGCCUACCAAUACAUGCUGUCAGACAGAGAAAACCAGUCAAUCCUUAUCACCGGAGAAUCUGGAGCUGGAAAGACUGUCAAUACCAAGCGUGUUAUUCAGUACUUUGCCAGCAUUGCUGCUGUUCCAAGUGGGAAGAAAGAUGCUGCGGCUGAAAAGAAGGGAACCCUGGAGGAUCAAAUCAUUCAGGCUAACCCUGCACUGGAGGCCUUUGGUAACGCCAAGACUAUUAGGAACGACAACUCCUCCAGAUUUGGUAAAUUCAUCAGAAUCCAUUUUGACAACCGAGGAAAGCUGGCUUCUGCUGAUAUUGAAACAUAUCUUCUGGAAAAAUCUCGAGUCACCUACCAGCUCAAAGCUGAAAGGGACUAUCACAUUUUCUACCAGAUCUUGUCUCAGGCAAAGCCUGAACUUCUGGAGAUGCUGCUCAUCACCAACAACCCCUAUGACUACUCCUUCAUCUCCCAAGGAGAGACAACAGUAGCCUCUAUUAAUGACUCUGAAGAGCUGAUGGCCACUGAUGAUGCAUUUGAUGUGCUGGGCUUCACUCAAGAAGAGAAGAACAGUAUUUAUAAGUUGACUGGUGCCAUCAUGCACUAUGGUAACAUGAGGUUCAAGCAGAAGCAACGUGAAGAGCAAGCAGAAGCUGAUGGCACUGAAGAUGCUGACAAAGUGGCUUAUCUGAUGGGCCUGAACUCUGCUGACCUCAUCAAAGGUCUCUGUCACCCAAGAGUCAAAGUAGGGAAUGAGUGGGUCACCAAGGGACAAAAUGUUGCCCAGGUGAACUACGCCAUUGGCGCACUGUCUAAGUCAGUGUAUGAGAAGAUGUUCCUGUGGAUGGUGGUGAGGAUAAAUCAGUCCCUGGACACCAAGCAAGCCCGCCAGUACUUCAUUGGUGUGCUGGACAUUGCUGGGUUUGAGAUCUUUGAAUUCAAUACCUUUGAGCAGCUCUGCAUCAACUUUACCAAUGAGAAACUGCAACAGUUUUUCAACCACCACAUGUUUGUGCUGGAGCAGGAAGAGUACAAGAAAGAGGGCAUUGAAUGGACAUUCAUUGACUUUGGUAUGGACCUGCAGGCCUGUAUUGACCUCAUUGAAAAGCCCAUGGGUAUCAUGUCCAUCCUUGAAGAGGAGUGCAUGUUCCCCAAGGCCUCUGAUGCCACCUUUAAAGCCAAACUCUACGACAACCAUCUUGGCAAAUCCAACAACUUCCAGAAGCCCAGAGUGGUCAAGGGGAAACCAGAGGCUCACUUUGGCCUGGUUCACUAUGCUGGAACUGUUGAUUAUAAUAUCAACAACUGGCUGGUGAAGAACAAGGAUCCUCUGAAUGAGACUGUUGUUGGACUCUACCAGAAGUCUAAUCUCAAAUUGUUGGCUAUCCUGUUUGCAAAUUAUGCUGGAGCUGAUUCAGCUCAAGACACCGGCGGGAAGGGAAAAGGCAGCAAGAAGAAGGGGUCAUCCUUCCAAACUGUAUCAGCUUUGCACAGGGAGAACCUGAACAAGCUGAUGACCAACUUGAGGUCCACUCACCCUCACUUUGUACGCUGCAUCAUCCCCAAUGAGACCAAGACUCCUGGGGCCAUGGAGAACCCUCUGGUGAUGCACCAGUUGCGCUGUAACGGUGUACUGGAAGGAAUCAGGAUUUGCAGAAAGGGCUUCCCCAACAGGAUCCUAUAUGGAGAUUUCAAACAGAGAUACCGCAUUUUAAAUCCAAAUGCUAUACCUGAGGGGCAGUUCAUUGACAACAAGAAAGCUUCAGAGAAACUUUUGGGCUCCUUGGAUAUCGACCAUAACCAGUACAAACUGGGUCACACCAAGGUAUUCUUCAAAGCUGGGUUGCUCGGUCUGCUAGAGGAGAUGCGAGAUGACCGUUUAGCUCUAAUCAUCACCAGGAUCCAGGCUCGAUCCCGAGGUCUUCUGGCAAGAAUUGAAUUCCAGAAAAUUGUAGAACGCAGGGAUGCACUACUUGUGAUCCAGUGGAAUAUCAGAGCCUUCAUGGGAGUCAAGAAUUGGCCAUGGAUGAAGCUCUUCUUCAAGAUCAAACCUUUGCUGAGAUCUGCUGAAGCAGAGAAGGAGAUGGCCAACAUGAAGGAAGAGUUUACCAAACUCAAAGAAGCGUAUGCGAAAUCAGAAGCGCGCAGAAAGGAACUAGAGGAAAAAAUGGUCACUCUUCUCCAAGAGAAGAAUGACCUGCAGCUCCAAGUUCAGACUGAGCAAGAUAAUCUGUGUGAUGCUGAAGAAAGAUGUGAGGGGCUGAUCAAAAGCAAGAUUCAACUGGAGGCAAAAAUCAAAGAGCUGACAGAAAGGUUGGAGGAUGAGGAGGAGAUGAAUGCUGAAUUGACUGCUAAGAAGAGGAAGCUGGAGGAUGAGUGCUCUGAGUUAAAGAAAGACAUAGAUGAUUUAGAGUUAACCCUGGCGAAAGUGGAAAAAGAGAAGCAUGCCACUGAGAACAAGGUGAAGAACAUGACAGAGGAAAUGGCUGCUCUGGACGAAAUCAUCGCCAAGCUGACCAAGGAAAAGAAAGCCUUACAGGAAGCUCAUCAACAAACACUGGAUGACCUGCAGAGUGAAGAAGACAAAGUCAACACUCUGACCAAGGCCAAGACUAAGCUGGAGCAGCAAGUGGACGAUCUCGAAGGCUCCUUAGAGCAAGAAAAGAAAAUACGCAUGGAUCUUGAGAGAGCAAAGAGGAAGCUUGAAGGAGACCUAAAAUUGGCUCAAGAGAGUAUCAUGGACCUGGAAAAUGAUAAGCAGCAACUUGAAGAGAGGCUGAAGAAGAAAGAUUUUGAAAUAAGUCAGCUCAAUGGAAAAAUAGAAGAUGAACAAGCAAUGAGUGCACAACUCCAGAAAAAACUGAAGGAGUUGCAGGCCCGCAUUGAGGAGCUGGAGGAAGAGCUUGAAGCAGAGCGAGCUGCUCGAGCCAAGGUGGAGAAGCAAAGGGCAGACUUGGCCAGAGAGUUGGAGGAGAUCAGUGAGAGGUUGGAGGAGGCUGGAGGAGCAACAGCUGCCCAGAUUGAGAUGAACAAGAAGAGGGAGGCUGAGUUCCAGAAACUCCGCAGGGACCUUGAAGAGGCCACUCUGCAUCAUGAAGCCACCGCUGCCACACUCAGGAAGAAACAAGCUGACAGUGUUGCUGACCUGGGAGAGCAGAUUGACAACCUGCAGAGAGUCAAGCAGAAACUGGAAAAGGAGAAGAGUGAGCUCAGACUGGAACUGGAUGAUGUGGUCUCCAACAUGGAGCAAAUUGUAAAAGCAAAGAACAACUUGGAGAAAAUGUGCAGGUCUUUGGAAGACCAGAUGCAUGAAUAUAAAACAAAGUCAGAAGAGGGACAGCGCAGCAUUAAUGACUUCACCAUGCAGAAAGCAAAGCUUCAAACUGAGAAUGGUGAACUUGCAAGGCAGCUGGAGGAAAAGGACUCUCUGGUGUCUCAACUCACCAGAGGAAAACAGUCCUACACUCAACAACUUGAAGACCUUAAACGACAACUGGAGGAGGAAGUCAAGGCCAAAAAUGCAUUAGCCCAUGCAGUGCAAUCUUCUCGUCACGACUGUGACCUGCUCAGAGAGCAGUAUGAGGAGGAGCAGGAGGCCAAGGCUGAACUGCAGCGCAGCAUGUCCAAGGCCAACUCUGAGGUGGCUCAGUGGAGAACAAAGUACGAAACUGAUGCCAUCCAGAGGACUGAGGAACUGGAAGAAGCCAAAAAGAAGCUGGCUCAGCGUCUGCAGGACGCUGAGGAGGCUGUUGAAGCAGUGAAUGCUAAAUGUUCCUCUCUAGAGAAGACCAAACAUAGACUGCAGAAUGAGAUUGAAGAUCUCAUGGUGGAUGUGGAGAGGUCGAAUGCAGCUGCUGCUGCUCUGGACAAGAAGCAGAGAAACUUUGACAAGGUCUUGGCAGAAUGGAAACAGAAGUAUGAGGAGAGUCAAACAGAGCUGGAGAGUUCUCAGAAGGAGGCCAGGUCUCUGAGCACUGAACUCUUCAAACUGAAAAACUCCUAUGAAGAAUCUUUGGAACAUCUGGAGACCAUGAAGAGAGAGAACAAGAACUUGCAGGAGGAAAUAUCUGACCUCACUGAACAAAUUGGUGAGGGUGGAAAGAGCAUUCAUGAGCUGGAGAAGAUUCGAAAACAGUUGGAACAAGAGAAGUCUGAAAUACAGACAGCUCUGGAGGAAGCAGAGGCUUCAUUGGAGCAUGAGGAAGGGAAGAUUCUCAGAGCCCAGCUAGAGUUCAACCAGGUUAAGGCUGACAUUGAACGCAAGCUAGCUGAGAAAGAUGAAGAGAUGGAGCAAACAAAAAGAAACCAGCAGCGGAUUGUGGACACUCUCCAGAGUUCUCUUGAAGCUGAGACUCGCAGUAGGAAUGAGGCCCUCCGUUUGAAGAAGAAAAUGGAGGGAGACCUCAAUGAGAUGGAGAUCCAGCUGAGCCAGGCCAACAGGCAGGCAGCUGAGGCCCAGAAACAGCUUAAAUCUGUUCAUGCUCAUCUGAAGGAUGCUCAACUUCAGCUUGAUGAUGCUCUACGAGUCAGUGAUGAUAUGAGGGAGAACAUUGCCAUUGUUGAGAGACGUAACAACCUGCUUCAGGCUGAACUGGAGGAGCUCAGAGCUGGUCUGGAACAAACUGAGAGAAGUCGCAAACUUGCUGAGCAAGAGCUGCUGGAUGUUAGUGAGAGGGUGCAGCUACUGCACUCACAGAACACCAGCUUAAUAAACCAGAAAAAGAAACUGGAAGCUGAUACAGUCCAGCUUCAGACUGAAGUAGAAGAUGCAGUGCAGGAGUGCAGAAAUGCUGAGGAAAAAGCCAAGAAAGCCAUUACUGAUGCUGCCAUGAUGGCAGAGGAGCUGAAGAAAGAGCAGGACACCAGCGCUCACCUGGAGCGCAUGAAGAAGAACAUGGAGCAAACCAUCAAGGACCUGCAGCACCGUCUGGAUGAAGCUGAACAGAUCGCCAUGAAGGGUGGCAAGAAGCAGCUGCAGAAGCUCGAGUCCAGGGUCAGGGAACUAGAAACUGAGGUGGAAGGUGAACAGAGAAAGGCCAGUGAUGCUGUGAAGGGAGUAAGAAAAUAUGAAAGACGAAUUAAGGAGCUAACCUAUCAGACUGAAGAGGACCGUAAAAAUCUGGCACGUCUGCAAGAUCUGGUGGAUAAGUUGCAACUGAAAGUCAAAUCCUACAAGAGAUCUGCAGAGGAGGCGGAGGAACAGGCCAACAGUCAUCUUGGCAAGUUCCGCAAGCUGCAGCAUGAGCUUGAUGAGGCUGAAGAGAGAGCUGACAUCGCUGAGUCUCAGGUCAACAAGCUGCGUGCCAAGAGCCGCGAUGUGGGCUCGAAGAGAGGGAACGAUGAAGAAUGAAUCUCCCUGAAGAAUGACUCAUUCUGAGACACCUCUUGACUGCGUAACAGUGUCUCCCUAAGCAUGUGUUUUGUUCCAUAGAAUAAAUUGAAAUUGCAUAUGAAA
Molecule: messenger RNA, 7862 nt
Organism: Mugil cephalus (flathead mullet)
Lineage: Eukaryota; Metazoa; Chordata; Actinopteri; Mugiliformes; Mugilidae
Product: myosin-7-like
Exons: 37
Coding region: 1938-7757 (1939 amino acids)
Cellular component (GO): myosin complex
Molecular function (GO): cytoskeletal motor activity; ATP binding; actin filament binding
Source: RefSeq, a predicted model, not a curated record